Molecule: messenger RNA, 3544 nt
Organism: Exophiala xenobiotica
Lineage: Eukaryota; Fungi; Ascomycota; Eurotiomycetes; Chaetothyriales; Herpotrichiellaceae
Exons: 1
Coding region: 334-2961 (875 amino acids)
Molecular function (GO): protein binding
Source: RefSeq, a predicted model, not a curated record
CCUUACUCGAACUCAGUCCUACCACUCCUGCCAUUCAUUCAUUCAUUCACUCACCAGCUGGUGGACUCUGUGCUUAAAGGGACCAAAGUGUGACAAUUCGACAGCCUGUCCAACCUCAUCUUCAGCCCAACCGCUUAUCGUCGCUUCACUUGGUCACCUGUCCACCACUCACAAGCGCUACUCCGUGACACCUCCAUGCUCUGCUGAUUGCCACUGACUGGCUCAGGGCUUGUGCUCUGAGCCUUUUAUGAGAAACACGCCUUUCUACCACGUCGAGUCCGCACGCAUUGCUGAACCCUUCUCCCUGUGGUCACAGAAACAUAAAGCCUCAAGAUGGAGUCGGGCGCCGAGGGAGAGGAUGGGCCGCAAAAGAUGAAAAGAGUCGGACCCCAUACACUUCUGGCUAAGCAUUUACAAGGGAAGAAGCCGGAAUGGGAUGCUAUUUCCUCCCAGAAGCAACCUCUUCGCCUCCUCGACCUGCCCGUCGAUAUACUUCAAGCCAUUCUCAAGGAACUCACACAUACAAAUGAUCUCACAUCGCUCGCUCUCACGCACUCGGCCCUCCAUGCACUCGUCAUACCGCACAUCUACUCGAGGUUUGAUAUUGUCUGGCCUGAUGCGAACGCUACUUUUGAGAAUCGUAUGGGAGUUGAUGCCCUGACAUAUGGCCUGGCGACCCUGGUCAUGGCUCAAGAUGUCUUUGGAGAGGCUCCAUACCAGCAACAAUCCCCCCACCAGUGUCAGCAAUGUGGUCAUCAAAACCAGCCUGUGCCCCUAAGGUCCGGCAGCCCUCGCAAAAUUCGACGUGGGAACUAUUUCGCUCAGUACACAAGGAAAUUCAGCCUAGGAAAUGGGCCUGCCGAUUGGGUCCAAGAAUAUCUGAUCACGAAGGAAGGCGGGAAAAUGCUGGGUACCCUGGUUGCGCUUGCAGUCGGUAGAAUGCGAAACUUGGAAGGCUUCAUUUGGGAUAUGCCAACAGGUGUCCUGCGGGAUGUCUGGCUCGCCUUGGCUUCUCUGGGUAACCGUGACGAUGGUCAAGAAUGCCGUCUGGACCGAGUGUGGGUUCGAUGGCACGACAAUCAAGAUCAAGGGCCUCUGGCUUCACCUCCACCACCAGGCACCGGUCCAGGCGUCCAACCCUCCAAUCUACCAUCCCUCCUUGCGGGUACUGCCAACUCGCUUUUUCAGAUUCCUCCAUAUCCGAGAGUCGAAUUCCCAACAUUCUCAAUCCUGCCACCCCUCAAGAGUCUCAGCGUGCUUGACAUUGACGAGUUGCCAUACGCUGAGGAGAUGAGCGUGCUUAUUGAAAGAUCUCUCGGUAAGUUGCAAGAAUUGCGUGUAGGCAUGGCUUCACAUGCCCAGUUCGAUAUCUGGGCUCGACCAGCCGAAGACAGAGCUUCCGUCCUGCCUCCGGUCGUGUCUUCCCCUGGUGACCAAACUCCGCGACCUGGGGGCAUUCUGGGAAUCCUGGUACAUCGAUUUUGCGAUCCAUUUCUGCAGCAAAGACGGAGGCAGUCCGCUUCAGCUCCCGACACGCAGGUGGUUGCGGUCGAAGAGGCCGUUGAAGAAGAUCAAGGCUUGGAAAAUGAUAAAGAAGACCGUGAGGACCCAAUCGACCGCUCGGAUAUGAACCAGCUGGGAGUCCUCUUGUCGGCCCAUAACAUCCAGGAUGAAGAUCCAGAUAUGGCUCCAACCUCUGCAACAAAGCGUUCUGCUUCACUCGGACAGCUGCAUAUUCCAAAAUACAGUCACUUUCACAGUGCCCGUGAUUCAUUUCAAGAUUUGAGUCAAGAGGAGCACUCAUUCCGCAAGCUACAACUGGAGAUAUUGGAGAUUGAACGGGUGUAUCUUUCUAUUACAGUUCUUACCAAGGGAAUCGACUGGUCAAGGUUGACGACACUCACACUCCUGGGUUGCCGAAAUCACGAGCACUUAUGGAAAACGCUUCGAAAGCACUUCACACCUUCUAAUCGGAGGAGAGUGUCAUCAGCAGCUUUCAGAAUAUCCUCAAACUCGAUUGCGAAGGCAGCGACGAAUACUGCGCCAGCUGUUGAUCCAGCACCGUCAGAUUAUCCAUUGAAAUUGAAACGACUGCACACCGAUACCGUGUCUCCCUCACUGAUCGCUUUCAUCAAAGACACUCUUGCACCAGACUGUCUCGAAUGGCUUUUCCUGCAGGAAAACACAACGUACAAGUCUCAAGUUUCGAUAGACAUGAUCUAUAAAGGCGCAAUUCGACGGCACCGUCAGAGCUUGACCAAGCUACUCAUCGACAGUACACUCCGAUCCGAAGACCCUGAUGCUCCGGAUACGAACUGGAGGCGUUGGGUUUUCAACCGCGAACUCAUCUCUUGCAUCACAAGUGGUAAGAUGAAGCUUCGAGAACUCAGCAUGUCGAUUGACUACAAGGACUGGCACCACUUCCUCAGACGGUUGCCGAACGCGACCACCUUGCGCUCAUUGCAUAUCCCACAUAUCGCCGAGCACGUCAACGGAACAGUCCAUUCUCGUGAGGCGGCCUUGCAAGUACUCGAUAUCGUUGCCUUGAGGCCAGAACUCGAGCUGUGUUAUUUGGGCAUACAGAACCAAUGUUUCGAGAUUCUCGAGUAUGCAAAUGCUCGGAAAGGCCCCAGCUUGGCAGGCAACUUUGGAUCAGGCAGUGGCGGUCAGUCAGGCGAAGAUGUUGACACGGAUCAGGAUCUGGGUCCUGGUGGAGGGCAUAUGCAUUCAGGCCAUCAGACCCAUCACCACGCUCAUCAUGACUCACAUGACGAUGAUGAGGGAGACUGGGAUGAUACAAGUGAUUUUGAGGCUGUGUCAGAUAGCGACGAGAACAUGUCCGAUGAAGAAAGUCAACAAGGGUCGAGUUCGAACAUGCCGAAACCGACAUGGCGACUGAGAGAGAUAUUGUUUUACGACGAUAAGAUUUCGAUUUUCAAGGCCAGGCACGGAAGAUUAUGAUACACUAAACUCGGGGACACUUUGGAGGCGCAAACCGUUCAGAACCCGCGGGACCAGUGAAACCGGGGAGCUUGCAGGUGUAACACUACCGAGUAUUCGGAUGAAUGAUAGCUGAUCGGGCAACUUGUCUCGCAUGUCUGAAUGAUUGGAUGGCCGCCGAAGGCAGGCUCAGAGCUCAGCUGCCCUUUAUCGGGGACGAAUUUCUUUGAUGCUCGGUGGCGAUCCAUGGACACGGGAGAGCCGGACGGCAGAUCAGACUCUCGAAGGCAUGGAGCUAUAUAGUAAUAGGAGUUACUGUUUUUUUGGAAGGCGGAACCAUGAGCAGUGCUCAAAUGAUGGGAAACGAUUACGGCUUGUGGGAAGGGACUGUCACGUUGGUGUUAUACCGUCCUCUUUAUGCAUGGUGCUUUUCUGGUCCUGGACCUGCUGCCGCAUCCCGUUCGUAUGAUGACAUGGUAUGUCGAGUGAAGGUGGACAAUACAAUACACUGGGCGCAGUUCAACGACGGUCGAAUUCAAUCUAAGCACGUUAGUAGUGGUAUAUCAAAGCGAAUUUGUGAGCCUCAUCGAAUCAGGAAGGAAUG